Messenger RNA from Asparagus officinalis (garden asparagus), 4307 nucleotides. Its product is annotated as E3 ubiquitin-protein ligase SDIR1-like. The record is from RefSeq and is a predicted model, not a curated record. The transcript is spliced from 9 exons. NCBI's taxonomy places the organism in Eukaryota, Viridiplantae, Streptophyta, Magnoliopsida, Asparagales, Asparagaceae. Bases 171 to 983 code for a protein of 270 amino acids.
UUGAAAAUUUUGAGGCUAAUCUAAGAACCGAGCCAGGUUUUGGAAAAUGUGCCCCUUCUUUUUUUGAGAUAAAAGGCCUGGGUCUAAACCUUAUUGACAGUAAAGUACAGUUGAGUUACAAAUAUCAGAAUACAAAUGGAUGGAGGGCUAUCAAGGAGCAAGAAAUUAGCAUGGGGCUGUCUGCUUCCAUGGAUAAAAAGAGCAGGUUAAUGAAAUCCUCCUGCAUUGCCACCAUGAGUUCUUGUUUCAGUGCAAGUGAGGCCGACAUUGAGACGUGUUUCUCUGAAAUCAUCCGUAAUCCGCGUGCAGUCAUCGGUUAUUUGUGCUUCAUGGUCUUUUUCCUUGUGAUGGUAAUGAGCAGUGAUCAACUGUCACCCUAUAAUAUUCUGCUCUGGCUUGGAUUGAGUGUGUGCUUGCUAGCCGCAUUUCUCAAGGUAUUUUACUGUAAACAUCACCAAGAUGAAAUCCCGAUGUCAACUAACAAUGAAGAGAUGGAGCAUGAGGAACAACAGAUCGAUGUGCCUCCAUUUGCAACAAGACAGCAGUUGCCUGAUAUUAGGAUUCAACUUGCUUCUCUUGAUCGUGAAUUUGAUGAGAGAGAUUAUGAUGCUUUGAGGGCAUUAGAUAAUGAUAUUGUUCCCGACGCUCCGGCAAUGACCGACGAACAAAUCAAUGCUCUUCCCCUUUUCAAGUACAAGGGUCCAUCAUUCAUUGACUCUGCCUAUGACAUAAAUAGUCAUAUAUCUUCAGAACAGUUUGCAUCAUCUUCAACUUUAAUUGGAAAUGAGAUUAUGGCUGAAGAUGCACUCGAGUGUGGGGUUUGCUUGGAAGAAGUCAAUGGAGGUGAACUUAUCAGAAGAUUGCCUUGCUCCCACCAGUUCCAUGCAAGUUGCAUAUAUCCAUGGCUUCAGCGACAUGGUACGUGCCCUCUAUGCAAGUCUAAUGCAAGCUGUGAAGAGAACGAGAAUGGUGUAGAAUCUUGAAUACGAGCUCUCAGUUUCAGAGCCCGUUGGCAACCAGAGAUGUGAUCAUAGUGAGCAUCAUGUAACUUCUUUUUUAUAAUAUAUAACAUUGCAAGUAUGUUUUUGCUAUAGAACUUCUUGAAGAAAUGUUAUUAUGUUUUUGUUGUUAGGUAUCUGCUAAUAGCUGGGGUUUGUCAGUAUCUUAUUUGUGUCUGUUUUUACUAAUAGAACUACAUAUGAGGGAUAUAUUCAGGUUUAUCCAAGUCAUCUUUAUUCCACUUAUCUAUAUGGGUAUAGGAUAAAUCUCACUAAAUACCCGAGAAGUCUUGAAAUGUCACUUAACCCCACAUGUAAUCUUGAAUACAAGUUUUUAGUUUUGGGCUCAUUGGCAAUCAGAUAUAAGAUCAUAGUGAGCACCAUGUAGCCCCUUAUAUAUUAUAAUAUACAACAUUGAAAGUAUCUUUUUGCUUAAUAAAUCAUAGAAAAUGUGUUAAUAUGUUUUUGGUGUUAUGUCAAUCUGCUAAUAACUGAGGUUUGUCAAUAUCUUAUUUUGUUUCUCUUUUACUCAUAGAAAUACAUACUAGGGGUGUGAUCAAGUUAAUCUGAGUCAUCUUUAUUCGACUUGCCUAUACGAAUAAAGGGCAGGGUUAAAAAAACCCCAAAGAAGUUUGGCCCAUUUUGAGAUAACCCCUAAAAGGUUUGGAAAUGUCACUUUAUCUUGAAUACAAGUUUUCAGUUUCGGGGCUAAUUGGCAAUCGGAUAUAUAUGAUCAUAGUCAUCAUCAUGUACUCCCUUUUUGUUAUAACAUGUAACAAUGCAAAUGUGUUUUUGCUCAAGAAAUCAUUGAAGAUAUGUUGGUGUGUUUUUGGUGUUAAGGUAUCUGCUAAUACUGAGGUUUGUCAAUAUCUUACUUUGUUUCCGUUUUUACUAAUUGAGAUACAUACUAGGUAUGUGAUCAAGUUAAUUUGAGUCAUGUUUAUUCCACUUAUCAGGCAGGGAACUGGAAAUCCUUAGCAUGUAACUUUUCUAUGUGGCAAGUUUUAUUGUUAUUACCCAAGAGGGUCUAGCUAAGUUGCUAAGCUGCCUAUGAGUAGUAGUCUAAGGUUUUAGGUUUGAUUCUCCUGUGGAGCACCGACAGAAAUUUAAUUUCCUAGAAUACCGGAGGCGAAUGCGUUGGGGGGUGCCCCUUAGCCACUCCGGGGGUCCGAAGGAUUGCAGUGAAGUUCCCUCGUCAAACCAAAAAAAAAAGUUUUCUUGUUAUUACUUUAGGUCAACUUCAAACCAAAUCAGCGACUUUGGGGGUAGCAAUUACUGUAAUAAAAGGGAUGCUCCAACGCAAUUACUGUCAUUAAAGCGAUGCUACAACCAAUCAACUAUGGAGAUGUGUGAUUACUGUAAUUAAAUUGUUUAAUCUAACAUAUUGAAGAAAUGGAAACAAGGCCUCUAAUAAUAGGUUCUGUCAAAAUCUUACCUCAUAAUUCCAAGUUUUUCGUGUAAGUGCAAGGUAACUAUGAGUACAGAAUUUAAAACAUCAUCCUAUCUUGAAAGUAUCAACAUUGAAUCAUGUGAUGACAUCAAUUCUUGGCAAGAACAAUAGAAAUAAAGUAUGCACAGGUAAUGUGAUCAUAUGCGAGUUUUGUCCAUCGGGUUGGAUCUCAAUGAUCCAAGUAAACCACUUCCUUCAAAACAACCUUAUGAGCUGAAAGUAACCUGGAAUCAUAAUUCAACAAGACUUAUAUAGGAAAAAGUAUAGAAAGAGAGAUAGUAGUUCUACCUAGUUAUCAAACUUUAGCAGGCAAAUUUGUACAAAAACUAAAGUAGUAAGGUCUCCUUUACUGGGAACUGAUCAUAUAAUGAACCUUAAUUUCAUCUAAUUAGGUUUUUUAAACUCAUCCAUUUGUUAACCAACAAUAAUUUUAAUUGAUCUCAACAAUAAUUUUUGUUAUAGGACAAGUAUAUCAAUUUAGUGUGGACUAUUUUUUGGCUUUGCUUUUAUAAUAUAAUGUGUCAAAGUCCUUUUAUUCGACGUAUAGCUUUACUUUACUUCCUCCUUUAGUAGGAUUUGAACAUGGCCUCUGGUUUGCCAAUCUUCCGCUUCGCCAAUCAACUGUACAUCAUUUAAUUUUUCAAAGACAAAUUUUAGAGAACUCUUCAUUACUUUCCAUCAAUGAGAACAUUCAGUGUUUCAAUUCCAAAAUUGCUUUUUAGAGGUGAAAAUAGGAAGACCAUAACAAUUGACUUUAAUACUGAACAGAUACUAAUGACUAUUUUUGGAGAGAUAAAGGCCUUCGCCCGAUUUAUUAUAUAUUGUUGAAAUAAAAGAAAGAGAAGAAAUUUUUCUAUCUCGUUACUGAUUAUGAAGAAGAGAGUAAUACUGCAUAUACGUGUACACCUUGUCGUGUAUCUACAAAAGGAAAACUCUAAUAAGAAAAUGAAAGAUAAUAAAUGACAGUCCGAAUAAAAAUAUACUAUAUUUAACUGAUACAUUGAAUCUGGGCUCCUAUUAAAAGCAAAUGAAUAUCUUCGAACAUAUAAAAGUGCAGUUACAAAACGAGGAGACUUAACAAAAAUGAUGCUCUCAGUGAAUUGUUUGCAUCACAUGAAAAUAAGAAGUCUAUCGGUUAUAAGCAUGAGGACUAUCAGGUAGGACUUUGAUCCCCAAAAUUUAGCUAGUCAAAGCUGAAUUAUGAAUAAUAUCUAUUGACAUCGAACACCUAUGACCAUUUCCAGAAUCAUGACGAAAUUGUCUUUUUCCCUCGAGUCAUUAAUUACAAGAUUCAUAAUCCUAUCCAUGCAAAAGAGUCCAAGCAACAGCUAGCUAUGUGACCACAAAACAUUAAUUCACCAGAGCAUAAACUGAUUGAAGAAAACUUUUAAGACUACUAAAAACCAUGGCAGAAACUAGUCCGAGAUGCUUUAUAUUGGUCUAUGCCAUUAUUUCAAUUUUCAUGUUUUCUGAGGUGAAGGCUGAUUUUGGGAAGGCAUGCGAAGGGGACUGGUUUGAAUUCAUAAGAGAAUGCAAUAGUUUUAUUGCGAAGGAUAAACCGCCGAUGAAUCCAUCAAAUGAAUGUUGCGUGCAGUUCAAGAAUGCAGAUAUCCCUGCUACUGUAGCAAAAUCUUCAAGCAUUUAGAAGGAAUUGUGAGUGUUAAAAAGGUUGCUGAUGCUGGCAAAUAUUGCCAGCGUCCUUUAAUGAGUGGAAGCAAAUGUGGAAGUUACACUGUUCCAAAGGCUUGAGAUUGGCAAAAGAUGGAGAAAAUGAAGAAAAAAAAUAUUUGUACUAGUUUAUGUAUGAGAAAAUGUACUCUGAUGAAUGGCAUCUAAAACUUAUAAUAGGGGCAUUGAAA